AUGCCAACAGAAGCGACGUUGCACGGAAGACUUCCACUCGAAACAUGGGACAACGUCGUCGACCAUCUCUGGAACGAUCGCCGGGCGCUCACGGCAUGUAGCCUUACCUGCCACGCCCUGCUGCCCGCUUCUCGAUAUCAUGCGUUCUACUACGUCUGCCUCCACGAUGCGGCUCGUUAUCAUUCUUUUGUAGCCCUUCUCUCCGAGAACAACUACGUGCAACGAUACGUCCGUGCGCUCGCCGUGCACGGUUACGGCUGGACCGACAGCGAACAUCAGAUGUUUCCGUCUAACGGACAGUGGCUCGACCUCCUUCCAAAGCUGGAUCGGCUCUGGCACCUUUGGCUGCGUCAGUUUACUUUCUACAUCCCUCCUGAACUGAGGGGCACGACAGGCUCCCUCGUACGGGGUAUACGGGCGCUGGAUCUGACGUUGAUGGCAAGUGAAGCAGACGAUCUCGCUUCGCUGAUCCGUGCCUGUGGUGCCCUGUCCACCCUAAUAUACCGCUCACCUGCCUCACCAUGCGACAUGUCGGCUCUAGCAUCCCCAACGCACGACGUGCGGGACUGCACCAUCGGUACGUUGAUCUGGCAGCCCGAAACCACUCCCACAGGACAGCGCAGUUCCCUGGCUGCGCUCACCGAAUGGCUUGAGCGGGGGAAGCAGCCCUUACGGAGACUGGCAGUGACGCGGAUCCAUGCAAAAUCCUCGCCCCUUGUGGUGGUGCAAAAAGUACUCGAUGCCUCUGGCGACUCGCUGGAACACCUAUUCCUCGAGUUCGCUGAUUUGAUAGACGACCACAGCACCCCACCCCUCAUUGACCUCAGAAACAACACUCGUCUCAAGACGUUGCACCUUGCAGUCCAGAGCCCCAACCUGCUCGACAUCACCCACAUGUUGUCCAUACCUAGCUCCCGCGACGCGUUGGGUCACCUCACCUCUCUCAACUUCCGCAUCGUGACCCACAAGGACUCCAUGGACCAAUUAGCCUCAGACUGGGUGCGAUUCUGCAUCGGGCUCAACGACCUCUGUCUUACCCAUCCCCUUCUCAACUGCACACUUGGCAUCGAUCUCCGCAAUCUGUGGCGCCAUGCCAUCCCCUCCGCGUCCCUUCCUGAACUAAGCCAGAGCAUAACGGGACUUCAGACACAGCUGGUCUGCAGCCUUAUGCUGUCGCUCCCGCGCCUCAGUCGGGUAGGAGGCCCCGGGAGAUUACGGUUCGGUGUGGUCUGGAUGUGGGCCGGCGGCGAUGCGUUCUUCCAGAAGGCCCCCAACGGACGGUGGUACCCGCCGGAGUACUUCCUCGGCGAUCCGGAAUGGUAUUACAAGGCUCAGGCGCCCUGGGAAUUCUAGGGCUAGGCAUGUCACUAUGCCUGGAUAUAGUACCUACGAGCGGCUCAAUGGUUGCUUAUCAGGAUGUGAUUCAUACUGUGAAGAGAAAUACGGGGUCGAAGAUACGUGACAAUCAUUUUCGAGCCAAGUAAUCGUCCAGAAUGCCUCGUUAUUAUGUUUCGCGGCCGUACAUCGCAAGCGAAUGCAUUGACGCUUUCCAACUCGAGGACACGCUUUCAGUACUUUUAUCAUCAUUGACUUCACCGCUGUUGGGAUAUGUUCUGAAGUUCGUAUAUAUAUCCAAACUGGCACCGGAGGGCUUUCUCUCGUGCGCGGCGUGUCACUCACUGAGUAGUUGAGUUGCGAGUUGUCAUCAGGAUACAAUCAACAAACAGACGUAGCAUUUUCCGC
Molecule: messenger RNA, 1743 nt
Organism: Fomitopsis serialis
Lineage: Eukaryota; Fungi; Basidiomycota; Agaricomycetes; Polyporales; Fomitopsidaceae
Exons: 3
Coding region: 1-1353 (450 amino acids)
Source: RefSeq, a predicted model, not a curated record